UCGUCAUCUUUGCUCGCUUCUCAGCCCGAGCUUUGCUGUGGCAGGCAGGCAGGCAGUCCAGUCCCCGUGGCGCGACAAGCCAUCCCAUUGACAAUCAACCACCGACCGGCGGACGCGUAGUCGUCUUCGUCCCACAGGCCAAUGUCUCCGUAGUCACGCCUCUUCCCACACGUCCCGUGGACAGCCGGUGUCUUGGAGGAUAAAUAUCCAGGCCUGUCCGCACGUUGUCAGCACCUUGAGGUUGGGCUGGCAGCGAAGCCCAUCUGGACCAAUCAGCCUGCCAUCACUGCCGAACAACUGUCAGCAACUGGGUCGAUCUUGUCCUUCUCCUUUUCCUCAUUCCCUUCCGCAGCUGUCGUCUCAAGGCUGGCUUGCCUUCCCCCUUCUCCUCCUCCCAUCAUCUCAUCCCUCUUGCACUACCUCGUCCCCCGACCUUGGCGUGGCCCUGUGUAACCAUCGCAACUCGCCAUGGCUCACAACAGCCAGCACCCCUUGGGCAAUGGCCGCCCCGACGAUAUCGAGCCCGAGUCAGGCGCCACUUCCCCUACGGCAGCACCCGUUGACCUGCACGACAAGGGCCUGAUAGCCGAGGCCAAGAACGCCGCCGACUCGGAGCAGUCAAUGAGCCUGUUGCAGGCCGUCAAGCUGUACCCGCGUGCCAUUGGCUGGUCGAUGCUCCUCUCCUCGACGCUCAUCAUGGAAGGGUACGACCUCGCCCUCCUGGGCAACCUGUACGCCUCGCCCGCCUUCAACCAAAAGUACGGCGUCUUCAACGCCAGCAAGAACAAGUUCGAGGUCCCUGCCAGCUGGCAGUCUGCGCUGUCCAACGGCGCCCGCGCGGGCGAGAUCCUGGGCCUGAUUCUCGCCGGCUGGACGGCGGACCGGUACGGCAACCGGAUGACGGUCAUCAUCUUCUUGGUGUUGAUGAUCUUGUUCAUCUUUGUGCUCUUCUUUGCGCCUAAUGUUGAGGUUCUGGUCGUCGGGGAGGUUCUCUGUGGUAUCCCGUGGGGAGCGUUCCAGAGUGUCACGCCUGCCUACGCCUCCGAGGUGGCUCCCGUCGUCUUGAGGCCAUACCUGACAACGUUCAUCAACAUGUGCUGGGUCAUUGGUCAGUUCUUCGCCGCCGCUGUCAACAAGGGCUCAACGGCGACGCGGUCUGACGAGUGGGCGUACCGGAUCCCCUUUGCCGUGCAGUGGGUGUGGCCGGUGCCAAUUCUCGUUGGCGUCUUCUUUGCUCCCGAAUCUCCCUGGUGGUUUGUUCGCCACGGCCGGCGCGACGAGGCCAAGGCGUCGCUCCUGCGGCUGACGUCGCCCAACGACCCGACCUUCAACGCCGACGAGACGAUUGCCAUGAUUGAGCACACAAACGAGCUAGAGCGGCAAGCCAAGUCGGGCGUGUCGUACCGCGACUGCUUCCGGGGCGUCGACCUGCGCCGCACAGAGAUUGUCGUGGGCAUCUGGCUCGUUCAGACGCUCGGCGGGCAGAACCUGAUGGGCUACUUUGCGUAUUUCCUCACCCAAGCCGGCAUGGACCCCUCGAAUUCCUUCUCCCUCUCGAUGGCGCAGUACGCGCUGGGCAUGAUCGGCACCGCGGGAUCCUGGUUCCUAAUGGCCCGCGUCGGCCGCCGCAAGAUCCACUUCUUCGGCCUCACCUCGCAGCUCCUGAUCCUCAUCAUCGUCGGCAGCCUGGGGUUCAGCAGCACCAACAGCUCCGUGUGGGCCAUCGGCGCCAUGCUCAUCCUCUUCACCUUUGUGUACGACUUCACCGUCGGGCCCGUGACGUACUCGCUCGUCUCGGAGCUCUCGUCGACGCGGCUCAAGGCCAAGACCAUCGUGCUCGCGCGCGCGGCCUACAACGCGAGCAACAUCUUUGUCAACGUCAUGACGAACUACCAGCUCUCGUCGGGGGCCUGGAACUGGGGCGCCAAGACGGCCUUCUUCUGGGCCGGGACCGCGCUGUGCUCGGCGGUCUGGGUGUUCUUCCGGGUGCCCGAGCCCAAGGGCAGGACGUACGCGCAGCUGGAUGUGUUGUUUGAGAAGGGGGUCGGGGCGAGGAAGUUUGCCAGCACUGUCAUUGAUCCGUUUGAGCUGCACGGAAGAGGAGGAGGGCGUGACAGCGGCAGCAGCAGCGGCGGCGGCCGCAAGAAGAUGGGCGAGACGAUGGCGGCGGAGGAAUACGAGCAGGAGGAGGAGAGGAGGGUGGAGGUUGUGCAGCAGGAGAAGGCGUGAUUUGCAUUAUAUGUAUAUGAGCAGCCAUCAGAGAGUUUCACAAAACACUACAGAGCAGGAGGCGGUUCCAACAACGUUAAAAAAAGGAUAUCACCUCUGA
Messenger RNA from Microdochium trichocladiopsis, 2329 nucleotides. RefSeq lists its product as uncharacterized. Gene Ontology annotation, molecular function: carbohydrate:proton symporter activity. The coding region runs from base 469 to 2229 and encodes 586 amino acids. The record is from RefSeq and is a predicted model, not a curated record. Gene Ontology annotation, biological process: transmembrane transport; carbohydrate transport. NCBI's taxonomy places the organism in Eukaryota, Fungi, Ascomycota, Sordariomycetes, Xylariales, Microdochiaceae. The transcript has 4 exons. Gene Ontology annotation, cellular component: membrane.